This is a messenger RNA of Eptesicus fuscus (big brown bat), 974 nucleotides long. It is a transcript of the gene MCEE, whose product is annotated as methylmalonyl-CoA epimerase. The transcript has 3 exons. Gene Ontology annotation, biological process: L-methylmalonyl-CoA metabolic process. The record is from RefSeq and is a predicted model, not a curated record. Gene Ontology annotation, molecular function: methylmalonyl-CoA epimerase activity. Gene Ontology annotation, cellular component: mitochondrion. NCBI's taxonomy places the organism in Eukaryota, Metazoa, Chordata, Mammalia, Chiroptera, Vespertilionidae. Bases 48 to 584 code for a protein of 178 amino acids.
GACGCCCCGUCUGACGCACGUCGCCGCGUAGCCCGUCGCUUCCCAAGAUGGCGCAGGUGCUGAGGGCAGCUGUGGCGGCGGCGUGCGCAGGAGGGCUGUUGUCACGACUUCAGGCUCCCGUUCCCGUGGUGAGAGCCUCUUCCACCUCCCAGGCCUCACGUGGUGUGACAGGUGCCGUGUGGGCCCUAGGGCGACUCAACCACGUGGCCAUAGCCGUGCCGGACUUGGAGAAGGCCAGGGCAUUUUAUCGGGACGUCCUGGGGGCCCAGGUGAGCGAGGUGUCCCCUCUUCCCGAGCACGGAGUGUCUGUGGUUUUUGUCGACCUCGGGAACACCAAAAUGGAGCUGCUUCACCCGCUGGGAAGUGACAGUCCGAUUGCGGGAUUCCUGCAGAAAAACAAGGCCGGAGGGAUGCACCACGUCUGCAUUGAGGUGGAUGACAUAAACGCCGCUGUGACGGACUUGAAAGAAAAGAAGAUCCGCAGCCUGAGUGACGAGGCCAAAAUAGGGGCCCACGGGAAACCCGUCAUCUUCCUGCACCCCAAGGACUGCGGGGGCGUCCUGGUGGAGCUGGAGCAGGCCUGAUGCGUGUAAGAAGCUGCGUAAUGGCCGGGGAAGCACCUCUGAGGGCACUUUGGCUUUGAAUCCGUCACUCCUUCCGUCACUUCAAAGUUAAAAACCAAAUUACAGGAUGAGAUUCAAAAAAUUAUAUAUAUACACAGUGUGUGUCCCCCAAAAAUGUAUACACGCUUUGAAUAAUUAUGAAUUCAAAUGGGUUAAAUCUGAAAAGAAAGAUCAAUUGAGCUAUCAGCUAAGUGCAUAUACAUUUUUGGGGGGACAUACACUGUGUGUGUGUGUGUGUGUGUGUGUGUGUGUGUGUUAAUCACUUUGGGCUUUAUUUGGAGAAAAUUUUGAUCACCGAAUGCCUAAGGAAUAUUAUUAAAAUCACAUUCAUAGAAAUAAAUUCUUCCUGUU